UAUCAGAAUCACUAGGUGGGUCCUUUUAAUGGAUACUUUUGUUGAGUUUUCUCCAAUGUAAGAAGACCUAAGUCAAGUCUAUCAUGUGCCUGUACAUUUCUUCUCAGUUCUCACUUCCCAGGCCCAGCAGCCGCAACUGCAAAGCUGGUUUCUGCUGAAUCAAUUUUCAGGCUUCUUGGCUUCAGUACGUUUGAAGAAGAGGCCAAAGUUACUGAAGAAAGCAAAAUUGUAUUGCUCGACUUAUGUCAUCAAUGGAAGGCAAACUUGUUAAAGGUUUAAGAUUGAAGGCAUCAGUUGAUGUGGAGAAAAACAGAGUUAUUUUUGUUGAAUCUGAUGAGGAUUUCAUUGAUAUCCUAUUGAGCUUCUUGACAAUGCCUAUAGGAUCAAUCAUCAGGCUCAUCCGUUAUCAACCACCACCGGUGGGAAUAGGUUGCAUGGACAACUUGUAUGAAAGUGUUGAGAAUCUGGACGUGCAGCUUUUCCAAACUGAAGCUUGCAAGAGCAUGUUGUUGCACCCACGAAAUGGUGCUGCUGCUCAAUGUGAGAGACUAAAAUUGACAGUUGAUGACAGUGAGCCACUGCAAUACUUUUGUUGUGAGUCGUGGGAGUGCACUGCUUCAAAGUAUAAGUUAUUGAGUCAUUACAAGAAUGCAAUUUGCGGUUGUGGAAAGCGCAUGAACUAUGAGAUUUAUCUGUCCGAGAAAGAAAAUAAGCAAAUGUUAUCUGAUGCUCGAGAUAGAGGGGUGUUUGUUAAAGGAUUGACACGAAUGAUAGUAAGUGAUGAACUAAAAAUAAUGCCCCCAUUAACUGCAAGUAGCUUUUCUUUACUUUCAAAGCUUGGUCUCACAGAUGGCAGCACCAUUGAAGAGAGGGCUUUCAAUGUAGGAGUAGACGAGGUUUUGGAUUUGCUCAAAUUCUCAUUGGUGUCAAGAAUACCUUUGACAGAAACUCUAUUGAAGAAAUCAUUGGAUAUGAACAAUGAAGACUACGAUCAGGGAAGCUUCACAAACUUCAAUCAAGGAAGCUUUACUGAAUCUGAAAUCGUAGAAGCAUCGUCAAACAAUUACAAAAGGAUUUGUGCAAAGCUUAUCGUAAGCAAAUCCAGGAAGAUGGUUUGUUAUGCUGAAGUCUCUGAAGAUUUUGUGGAUUUGCUCUUCAGUUUCCUCACUGUUCCACUGGGCCAUGUGGCAAAAGAAAUGAAAAGCCAUUCUUCAAGAGGAUGCAUCAAUCAUCUUUACAAUAGCAUCCAGGAUCUUGACGCUGAGCGAUACCUGAAGUCAAAUGAUCACAAGGCAAUGCUAGUUAGUCCCAGGCUUGCCCCGGGUUUUAGACUCGGGAACCAGCCAUUAGGUGUUGAGGAAUGCAAGCGUCAACAGAACCUUUACGAUCAUGUAAAAGUGAUUCACGGAUUCCUCAGGCCAGAGCUGUUUUCUGAUGAAAAGCUUCUCCCUUGUAGCGAUUCAGCUCAGGCCUCACUCCUAAGUGUUGUGGAUCCAAAAUCGCACUUCAAGGAUGCUAAAAGCAGUGGAGGCUUUGUCAAAGGACCAUCGAUGUUCACAGUAACCGACAAUCUUAUCAUAACACCUAUAUCACCAGCGUCAGGUCUCUCUGUUCUAAGCAAAUGUAAGGUACCUUUCAGUGAUAUAGAGGAGCGCGUUGUGCAUGUGGGCGAAGAAGAAGCUUCUCGACUGCUGGUGGCUUCUUUUGUCACCAAAUCUGCUUUAACCAAUGCCUUUAUCCUGGAAGAGCCCAAGCGAGAAUAAAGAGGAAUAACAAUAUAGCUAUUACUGAGGGGGAAAAAAUGAUAUAUAUGUUGAUUUUUGAUGUUAUAAAUUGAAUGAUGGAGUUUGUGAAUUUGUUUUCCUGUUGUAGUCUAGUAGGUUAAAUUACUACAAGGGGAUGCAUUGUAAUCAUAAUCUUGUGCCUAAUUCAGACUACAGUAUCAACUGAAGGGCUGUUUCUUUUAGUAGCAUUUCAUGGAUGUAAUUGUAGAAAUAAGGUGCAAAUUAGGAGAAUGGAAAAUUACUAGUGGUUAAAAAAGUACAUAGCAGGAAAUUACUAGCAGGUAAAAAAAAGGGUCCUCAUCCCUUUUUUCA
This is a messenger RNA of Theobroma cacao (cacao), 2096 nucleotides long. RefSeq lists its product as uncharacterized. Lineage: Eukaryota; Viridiplantae; Streptophyta; Magnoliopsida; Malvales; Malvaceae. The record is from RefSeq and is a predicted model, not a curated record.